Suhomyces tanzawaensis NRRL Y-17324 is the source of this 1335-nucleotide messenger RNA. RefSeq names its product Tgl99p (gene TGL99). Gene Ontology annotation, molecular function: hydrolase activity, acting on ester bonds. Gene Ontology annotation, biological process: lipid metabolic process. The transcript is spliced from 3 exons. The coding region runs from base 1 to 1335 and encodes 444 amino acids. The record is from RefSeq and is a predicted model, not a curated record. Lineage: Eukaryota; Fungi; Ascomycota; Pichiomycetes; Serinales; Debaryomycetaceae.
AUGGUAUACCAGAAACGCGUAUCCAUACUAAGAACGCUCUUCAAUUUGGUGGCCAUAGUGAUCCAGCUUCAACUCAACUACUUGAUACACAUAUUCAACGCCAUCACAGGUAGAACGAAGUCCAUAAUCAGGGCCGGAGAUAUAACACAAAUAGCCAAAGUAUCCGACUACUUGAUAAGAGAGCAUGUGGUUACAACAAAAGAUAGCUACUUACUAGUGGUCCACAAGCUCGAAAAGCGAGACUCAGUAUACAACGGACACGGUAAGAUUGCCUACUUCCACCACGGCUUGUGCACUAACUCAGAACUAUUCGUUUUGGGAUCAGAGAAGAACAAAAAUCUCCCAUACUUGUUGGCAGACUUGGGAUGGGAGGUUUGGUUGGGAAAUAACCGUGGGAAUAAGUAUUCCAGAAAACAUUUAAAGUUGUCGGUGUCUGACCCCGAGUUUUGGGACUUUUCAUUAGAUGAAUUUGCAUACUACGAUAUCCCCGAUACGAUCCUGUACAUUUUAAGCUUCUAUACUCAUGAGGACAAAGUCACUUACCUUGGAUUUUCUCAGGGGUGUUCCCAGUUAUUUGCCAGUUUGAGUUUGAAGCCUACCUUGAAUAACCAGAUUAAUUACUUUGUGGGCUUAUCUCCUGCAGUGAUACCCAAGAAUCUCAACCAUACCGUAUUCAAAACUAUAUGUGAUUAUUCGGCUAACGAUAACACCUUCUUGCAUAGCAUUUUUGGCUACAGAGCAAUAUUGCCCUCGGUAUCAUUCUGGGCGUAUCUUAUGGGACCCAAUCUUUAUGAGAGGGUAAUUAAUGCAUCAUUAAUUCUACUCUUUAACUGGAAGUCGCAAAACAUUUCAAAGGACCAGAUGAAAAUCGGGUACCCCCACAUGUUUUCCAUUACUUCUGUCAAAACUGUGGUACACUGGUUUCAAAUCAUUACUGCAAAACGGUUCCAAAUGUUCGAUGAAACAUGUGGGAUUGGAUUAACUAGUUUGUCCACUAUGUGCAAAUCUCCACAAUACACGGUGCACAAUGCUGCACCAUUCCCAAUUGCACACCACCUUAAUGUCCCUAUGUUACUCUUUUACGGAGAUUCGGAUAUAUUGGUGGAUAUUGAGGAAACAAAAAAGCUCAUUUUGGAGCAUAACGAUAGAAUGAAAUCAAAAUUGGAAGUGGUAGCCUGUUCGGGGUACGAACAUAUGGAUGUGUUAUGGGCUAAUGAUGUCUACGAAAAGGUAUUCAGCAAACAAACCACCUCGAUGGGUGCACUCAAUGGAGAACACAUAUCACAAAAGAAGUUGACUAACUUCGAGUGGAACGGCAAUGACUACAGCCCAUAG